Molecule: messenger RNA, 1317 nt
Organism: Pistacia vera
Lineage: Eukaryota; Viridiplantae; Streptophyta; Magnoliopsida; Sapindales; Anacardiaceae
Product: rhomboid-like protein 14, mitochondrial
Exons: 2
Coding region: 113-1081 (322 amino acids)
Cellular component (GO): membrane
Molecular function (GO): serine-type endopeptidase activity
Source: RefSeq, a predicted model, not a curated record
AGUAUCUGGAAUUUUUUCUGUUGCGGUUAUUUAUAAAUCUAAGGUUAUGAGGGUAAACGAGUUGGCAAAUCGUGUAUGUGAUAUCUGUUGAUUUUGGCGAAGAAAAGGAAAGAUGGAGAGAGGAGGAAGGAGGGUAUCACGAGGAAUGUUGCCCCUGCUGGCUCUUCAUGCGUUUAACGAGUAUUAUAGGUUGCCGUGGAAACCACCGGUUACCGCCGCUCUUCUUGCUACGAACACUCUUAUCUAUAUCAGGCCUGCUAUCCUCGAUUCUCUUCUACCCCCUAUUGAUCAAGUCUGGUUCAAUCCUCAUCUAAUUCUCAAGCACAGGGACCUGAAACGCUUAUUCUUGUCUGCAUUCUAUCAUGUGGGUGAAUCUCACUUGGUCUACAACAUGAUGUCACUCUUAUGGAAGGGGAUCCAACUGGAAACCUCUAUGGGAAGCACUGAAUUUGCCUCCAUGGUUGUUGCAUUGGUUGGCAUGUCCCAGGGUAUAACGUUGCUGUUAGCCAAAUCUCUUCUUUUGAUUUUUGACUACGACAGACCUUAUUACUUUGAAUCUGCUGUUGGAUUUUCUGGUGUUCUCUUUGCCAUGAAAGUUAUCCUCAAUUCUCACUCAGAAAACUAUACUAAUGUAUAUGGAUUCAUAGUCCCAGCCCGUUAUGCUGCUUGGGCAGAAUUGAUUCUUAUCCAGAUGUUUGUACCUGGUGUCUCAUUUCUUGGCCACCUUGGUGGUAUCCUUGCUGGGAUUCUCUAUUUGAAGUUGAAGACUGGGUAUUCAGGUUCAAACCCGCUGACAAUGUUCAUUAGAGGUGUUACUGGUGCAUUGAGAUGGCCUUCAAGGUUUGUACGGUAUUUGUUUCGACGACAGAGGAUUUCUGGUAGGGGAACUGUUGGUCGGACUCACACCAGAGGUACUUUACCCAGCACAUGGAGAUGCCAAGCAUGUACGUUUGAUAAUUCUGGCUGGUUAAACAUGUGUGAGAUGUGUGGAACAAAUCGAAGUGGCAAUGAAUUGCCAUCUGACUCUGGAGUCAUUUCCUUGGAAGAAUUACGCCGUAGAAGAGUUGAAAGAUUUGGUUGACAAUCUUUCUCCAUUGACUUAAUGGGGUGAUUCUGACUUACCAACCUUUGUAAAAAGAUACAGUUGCAAUAACCAUUGCAAAUCAUGCUGCUGAGAGAGUUUCAUGUGAAUCUAGUUUUCCCCUUCAUUCCUAUGGAUCCUUAUUUGAUUGCUGCUCCGAAAUAGUUAUGUUUGACUUUGUCAAGUCUGUCAUGUUGGCUACCUAAUUUGGCUGAUCAUUUUUGGUUUAGUGGUAA